Molecule: messenger RNA, 1028 nt
Organism: Momordica charantia (bitter melon)
Lineage: Eukaryota; Viridiplantae; Streptophyta; Magnoliopsida; Cucurbitales; Cucurbitaceae
Product: small ribosomal subunit protein uS3y
Biological process (GO): translation
Cellular component (GO): cytosolic small ribosomal subunit; nucleus
Molecular function (GO): structural constituent of ribosome; RNA binding
Source: RefSeq, a predicted model, not a curated record
UACCAGCGGCUUCUCUUCCACUGGAACGCGCGCAGCACAGAGCCUUCCUUUCUCAUAACUCAGAUAUUUUACGCACGGCUUCAUUGAUCUCUCUCCAAUCGCUCUUUGAAAAUGUCGACUCAGAUGAGUAAGAAGAGAAAGUUCGUAGCCGAUGGAGUAUUUUUUGCCGAGUUAAACGAGGUUCUGACCAGAGAGUUGGCUGAGGAUGGAUACUCCGGAGUUGAGGUUAGAGUAACUCCUAUGCGCACCGAGAUCAUCAUCCGAGCCACCCGCACCCAAAACGUUCUCGGAGAAAAGGGCAGGAGAAUUAGGGAACUGACCUCGGUUGUGCAGAAGCGGUUCAAGUUUCCGGAGAACAGUGUUGAGCUUUAUGCCGAGAAAGUUAACAACAGAGGGCUUUGCGCCAUUGCCCAAGCCGAAUCUCUUCGCUAUAAGCUACUUGGUGGCCUUGCUGUUCGGAGGGCAUGCUAUGGUGUUCUGAGAUUUGUCAUGGAAAGUGGAGCAAAGGGUUGUGAGGUGAUUGUUAGCGGAAAGCUCAGGGCACAGCGUGCCAAGUCUAUGAAGUUCAAGGAUGGAUACAUGAUAUCUUCAGGUCAACCAGUCAGAGAUUAUAUUGACUCUGCUGUUAGACAUGUUCUUCUCAGACAGGGUGUUCUGGGUAUCAAAGUUAAGAUAAUGCUCGACUGGGAUCCUAAGGGCAAGCAAGGCCCUACCACUCCUCUCCCUGAUGUUGUUACCAUCCACUCUCCCAAGGAGGAAGAAGAAAUCGUCCAUAGACCAGCAAUUUUGUCCACUGAUAUUGAGAUUCCAGUAGUAGUUGCUUGAAGGCCUUCUGUUUUAGAUAUUAAUGUUUGGAAUCAACCGUAAUCUUCAAUUUUGUAUUUUCUCUUUCUCAAGAUUCCAUUGAUGUCCCAUUGUUCUUCCUCCCAAUGCUGGUUUUAGCUUCUGACUGCUGAGCCUUCUUUUUGAUAAUUAAACAAAAUGCUUAUGAGGAACAUUUUUUAUGAUGCCGGAGCCCUUUACAAUCA